Molecule: messenger RNA, 5634 nt
Organism: Aureobasidium musti
Lineage: Eukaryota; Fungi; Ascomycota; Dothideomycetes; Dothideales; Saccotheciaceae
Source: the annotation of a GenBank genome assembly
AUGAGGACUUCAAUCUUGUCCAGUGCAUUUGGUAUGGCUGCUCUUGCGGCCUGCCAAAACUCGACAAUUGGCUCAUCGACCUUCGCUUCCUCUACGACUUCACUCCUUACACCGAGUUCGUCGAGCUCCUCCCUCAUCUUGCCGAUCUCAUCAACCAUCGCUUCUUCCGGAACGUUAACCUCUUCUUUGACGUCUGCAUACACCGUCGCUCUCGAUGGUUCGGCUCAGUUCACCGCUAUUAAUGCUGCUGUCAAUGCUGCUCAGAUUGGCAGUGUUCCCACAGUUGUUGUCAAAGCAGGCACAUACACAGAGUCCAUUGUUAUCAGAGGAAGCCAGACAGUGACGAUCAUUGGCCCAACUGCUAGCUCUGUUGCACAGAAUCAGGUCAACGUUGUUGCAAGUGGUCAGAAUGGUGUCGUGAGUUUUGCUACAUCUAAUACCCAAGGGAUCACCCUGAAGAACUUGAACUUGACCAACUCUGCCACAUCUGGUCUUGCUCCUGCUGUUUACAUCGAGGGCGCGGACAAACUUUUCUACAACUAUCCUACCGCGUACGUAUAUGGAUCGACCAUCGUUCCCACCAUUUCCAACGCUUUGAUCAUGUAUGGCAAGGGCAACGCGACUACCGGUAACGCCACUCUUGUAGUCGACUCUAGUUCUGUGGUUCAGAAAGCUGGAUUGACCAAUACCUAUGUCUACCUUGCGGCACCCAAUGGCAACUAUUCCCAAGCCAUCUACCGUAACAGCAACCUUGGAAGCUUGAUUGCGCCUAGCGGGUUCUACAGCGGCUCUUGCAAAUAUGACGUUCUCUAUGGAGAGUUCGCCAACUCUGGUCCAGGAGCUUAUUCGUCAACCAAUAACUCGACUCGAGAUGCAGUCUGCGAUAUUCAACUCUCUGUUGAUCAGGUCUCUACCUUCACCAUCGAUAAAGUCUUUGGAAACGCAUUCGUCGGAUUCAAUUCGUUCGAUACCACCUGGAUAGACUCUAAUGUCCUGAGCGCAAUUCAGAAAGCAGAUGCUGCCCAGGUCGCCACUGUCUCAAGAUCCUCUGUUUCGAGCUCUUCUACCUUGACCUCAUCAGUUUCCAGCUCUUCUGCUUCGAGCCCAUCUGUUUCGAACUCUGCCAGUAGCUCGUCGGUGAACUCAACUCUGUCGUCUGUAUCGUCACUCUCAAACAUUGUUUCAAGCAGCAGUACCGCGUCUGUCUCCAGUUCAAGCACAUGCGCUACACCCACUCCAUCAGCAACUCUGGUAGUAUCUCAAAAUGCUACAGCCUGCCAAUACAACAACAUCUCUGCCGCCAUCGCCGCUCUUCCCAAUGACAGCAAGCCUUACACAAUCUAUAUUGACCCGGGCGUCUACGACGAGCAAAUCGGCAUCACCAGAAACGGCAAGGUUACUCUCAUUGGUGCGACUAGUUUCAAAAACGACUACAGCCAGAACCAGGUCAAAGUUCAAUUCUCGAGUGGUCGCUCCACAAAUCUGGGCCAGAACGAGCAGACUCCAGUCAUCAAUUCAAAGAAGACCAACGACAACUCUGGGUUGGCCUUGUACAACAUUGAUUUCGUCAACAGCUACCCCCAAACUGCCAAUACUGCCGCUCUUGCAGCCGAUUUCUAUGGAAACAAUAUGGCCGCUUAUGGUUGUUCCUUCAUCGGAUUCCAAGAUACUCUUCUCGCCAACAAGGGCACUCAAGUCUUCUCGAAUUGCUACGUCGAAGGCUCGAUCGACUUUAUCUGGGGAUUUGGAACAGCAUACUUCUAUCGAUCUGUUAUCGCUUCGAACACUAAGGGUGCAUGUAUCGCCGCCCAAGGCCGUGUUGUGACCACUCCAGCCGCUUACAUCUUUGACGAAUGCUUGGUCACAUACACCUCAACUUAUGGAAGCACAUUUGCCGCCAGUUACCUCGGUCGUCCUUACAGCAAUUAUUCAACAGUUGUCUACAAGAACAGCUAUCUUGACAAGCAUAUCAAUGCUGCUGGUUGGCAGGUCUGGCAGACUUCAAACCCUCAAACUUCUAAUGUCGUCUUUGGAGAGUACAAUAACACUGGCCCUGGAGCAUGGGUGUCCGGAACUGCUCGUGUUUCCUUUGCCACCAACAUGACCGACGAUCAGGUUGCAGGCUACAGCCUCUCAACUUGGGUUGGCGACACCAGCUUCAUUGAUCAGGCUGCAUGGGAUCUUGAGCCGUCCUGGAGCUUCCCUGCAUCAAUAACUACUGGUAGUGCUAGCAGUACUUCUUCCGGUGUUUCUGGACCCACCAGUACGUCGUCGAUCAAUGCGCACCCUGACAGCGGCAGUAUCCCUCCCCAAUAUGCCGUCGUCGUCUCGGCUGAUGGCCAACACAAUGCCUCUUUCACGAACUUGACUGCUGCUCUUGCAUCUCUGCCCAAUGACAGUACCAACCAGACUAUCUUCAUCUAUGCAGGUUCUUACAACGAGCAAAUUCCAUCAAUCAACCGUCCUGGUGCCAUUCGCGUCAUUGGGUAUACUCCUGGCAGUCCUGGACAGAGUUAUAAGGACAACUCUGUGACCGUCACUUUUGCACGAGGUUUGUCAGUUUCUCCUUUGCCUAGUGGUCACAGCGAUGCUGAGACUGCGACCAUUGCCACUGCAUCGAACAGAAUCUCGUUCUACAAUGUUAACUUCAUCAACUCUGAUAAUCUCGAUGGAUUGGAAGCAAAUUAUGUGACGCUCGCUGCUUCUAUCUACGGCAACGACAUUGGCUUCUAUGGAUGUUCUUUCCAAGGCUGGCAAGAUACUCUCCUUACUGGUGCAACUACUGGUUACCAAUACUACGAGUCAUGCUAUAUCUCUGGAGCUAUUGACUUCAUCUGGGGUUACUCAAAGAGUUUCUUCAAGGGCUGUACUAUCGGUGCCAAGAGACAAAAGUCUGCUAUGACUGCUCAGAGCCGUGCUUCUUCUUCGGCCAUUGGUGGCUAUAUCUUUGACCAGUGCCUGUUCACAGCUGCUACUGAUGCAACAGUUGAUCUCACCAACUCAGUGUACUUGGGUCGUCCUUACUCUGCUUAUGCACUUGUCGUGGUGAAGAACUCUUAUCUAGACGAUAUCAUCAACCCAUCCGGAUGGAAGGUCUGGUCAACUACUGAUCCUCGCACUGAUUACAUCACCUUCGCUGAGUACAAUAAUGUCGGUCCGGGAUCAUGGCCUGCAGUGAUCAACACUACAUCGCCUACAAAUGUUACGGUCUCUGGCUCGAGCUCUUACAAUGGAACCGUGCCUCCUAGUGGUGCUCUUAUCGUCUCUAAGAAUGCAAUCGAUGGUGUUGCUACUUAUGACACCAUUCAGGCUGCUCUCAAUGCUGCACCAACAUCAAGCAAGACCAAUGCUACCAUCUUCAUUUACCCUGGAGUCUAUGAAGAAAAGUUGAUUGUCAACAAGAGCGGUACUACCAUCUUCAUGGGCUACUCUGACUCGACCGAUGACUACAGCAAGAACCAGGUUACCAUUCAGCAGUCUUAUGGCGUGGAUACACAAGGCACUGGAAGCGAUGUGGAUGCUGCCACUGUGUAUGCAACUGGCAACUACUUCUAUGCCUACAAUGUCAAUUUCAGGAACAACAACGGCACUCAGCAGAACAUUGCCUCCCUGGGCUUCGCAGUCAAGAGUAGCAAGUAUGCCUUCAUGCACGGUUGCCAGAUCUAUGGCAACCAGGAUACUCUGUACAUCUCAGGCAACAUGUUCACCUUCAAGAGUUACAUCGAAGGAAAUGUUGACUUCAUCUUUGGUGCUGGAUCAGGCUACUUCCUUAACUCAACGAUCUCACCUAACGAGGACGGUGAUUCCAUUACUGCUGCCAAACGUGCGACCAACACUACAUCUGCUGGGUUCGUCUUCGACCAGUGUUCUAUCGUCCCUGCUGCAGGCUCUUCCGGAUUCAAGAAUGUUUCGCUAGGACGUCCUUGGAACAACUUCGCUCGUGUGCUUUAUGCUGGCUGUUACCUCGAUGGAUCAGUUGGCCCAGCAGGUUGGACGCAAUGGAGCAAGUCUGCUCCUCAGACUGAUGGUGUGACAUUUGCCGAAUACCAUAACUUCGGCCCAGGAAGCAAUACUUGCAGCCGUGCAAGCUUCUCGCAGCAGCUGUCCGAUGCUGAAGCUGCUCAGUUCCAGUUGGCCAACUUCUUUCCUACCACCUCAUGGAUUGAUUUCUCUGUUGUCGAUGUUCAGCCUUUCACUGCUGGCUUUGGCUCCGCUCCUGCUGGAUGUGUCAGUUCUUCAUCUUCCUCCAUGCUCUCAACAAUGUCAAGCAAUAGCUCCACAAUACUGCCUUUGGCCACAACCCAGAUUACCACUACCAUUACUCAGAAAGCGACAACGUACACUACUCUUGUGCAAGGCGAUAUCACUUCGACUAUCGUUUCUUAUGUCACGGAAAAUGAUGGCAUCACUGUGACGCCUGCACCGAUUCUGAAGACUUCCAUUGUCAAAUCAACCGAAUUUGUCACCUCUACGACCACAAAGGCAGGCAAAACGACGACAGUGAAGUCUACCUCGAUCGUUCUAGCUACUGCUACUGCAUCUGCUAAGGAUGUGACGAUUAAGCAGACUUCAACCGUCUCAAGCGAAACGACCAUUGCUGGAAAGGACACCACCAUCAAGAGUACUGAGAUCGACUAUUUCACGACCACUGUCGCUGGAAAGGCCUCGACCGUUAAAGCGACAAGUACUGUUCUCGUCUUCUCGACGUCGUCUCCAAAGCCAGUCACGAUCACUGAGAGUAUUGGUUCUGUGGUGACAGUUUACGAAACUUCGACAAUGAAGGGCUCAACUGUUAGCAGCAUUACGACGAUUCAAGGACCAGAUGUUACAUCUUCAACCACUCUCAAGCCAUCAACUGUGACUGUCUCGAGCUUCUCCGUCAAGACCACCACGAAGGGAACUACCAUCACCGCUUCGUGUGUACCUACUGCAGAUGCUGCCAGACUGUUCAAGAGAGGACUUGAGGCUCGUGCUGCUGGAACCACAACGAUUUUCAUCAGCACCACAUUGACCUCCUAUGUCAAGACCUCAGUGAUCACCAGUGCAGGCUCGACGAUCUAUACUAGUGUGACCAGCACUAGCACUAUUGAGCCAACCAGCACACUCAAAGCAGCCACUUCGACUGUCCUGAGCACGUCAUUCGCAACAUCGACUGAUCUUGUGACCGAAAGCGCCGUCGCUGCCACCGCAACCUCGAUCAUUGUGUCAACUUCAACGAUCACAGAAACCAUCGCAGGAUCUACAGUGACCAGUCUUGCAUACAGCACUGAACACGAUACAGUAUCCCUGCCUGGAAGCACUUACUACAGCGUUGCAACCAUUAGCUCGACCGAGAAGAUCUCUGCAUCAGCAGCCACCGUGACAAGCUUCAAGCUGGUUUCUAGCACGACCGUGGUCACGGCUGAUCAAUCUACAAUCACAAUCACCAAUUCUGCGGAUUCGACGACGACGAUCGAGACGACGCUUCCUGCAUCUACUACAACAGUUUUCAAGACUACCUCGCUCAAGGGCAGCACGAUUAAGGUUACUGUGACACCAGCUCCCACAACAAAGACGACGACUGUCAAGAGCACAUCCACAAUCUCUACGACUGUCACAAAGACUGCAAAGAAUGCACCUGCUUGUACAGAGUAG